GCGAAGCAACGGCAUUAGUUCGCGCGCUUCUUCUUUCUUUCUAAAUCUAGUGCCUCCCCCUCCAGUUCCCUGUUUCCCCCAGCGCCGCCCAAUGGGAGCGGCCGUUCCCUUCUGAGUGCCGAAGGGAAUGGUUCGCGCUGCAGCGUUGCCAUGGUGAUAAAAGGACGCCCCGCGAGGCCAGGUGUGAACUCUCUCGCUGGAGGCUUUUCCCCGCAUAGCGCCGCCUGGGGGCUCGGGCUCGCGCUCAGGAAUUUAUAUCUGGUGCUGGAAAUGUGGCAGUCUUAAAUAAUACUUCAUUGAUUACCUCAUUCCAAGAAUUUAUGUGGGCAUUGCCCCUGAAACAAGCAAAGGAGACUGAGAACAUGCAGUGGAACCUAGAUGCAAAACCUUCAUUGUGCCUAAUUGGAAGUAUGCCAAAAGUAAACAAGAAAAUUGCACGUUUGGAACUGGAGCUGAAAAAAUUCCACGCUAGUGACCUGGUGAUUGAGGACUUGGAAUCAGAGAGAUACUUUGGACAGAAGAGCUUCAGAAGAGAGAAAAAGCACUUCAGAACACCCAGGGACAAAGACAAAGAUAGGAAAGAGAUUAGCAGCUUUGCACAGAAAUAUGAACGCUCUGUGUGUGCGUCCAGCUUUGACUCACUAUGUCAGAUCAAGCUCACCUACAAGAAGCCUCAGGAUACAUUAGAAAAGAACAAGCUGGUUGAACUGUAUCAAUACCCAGGGUUCAAUGAGCAUGAGCCAACACCACUGCCUAAUGGGAUGGAGCUGGCUGACAUCAUAGAGAAGGUGGUGCAUGCCCAGAGAAAGUCAGCAAGUGGGAAGACUCCUUUUCCUUCCAAGAUGCUGCAGAAGUUUCUCACAGCUCCAGUUUCCCAUGCUAUCCUGUUGGACAGCUUCUGGUGGUUUUUUCUCCACUUAUAUCAGCCAGAUAAAAAGAUCCAGGGACGGCUGUUUGAUCGCAUUGCAAAGAAUUAUGCUGCUCUCCUGUUUGACUGUCACAAGUUCUCCAACCACAAAGCUCUUAUUAAAGUUUUCCCUUCAUUGCUGAGCCAAACUUUGUACACCUGCUUCUGCUCCAGCUUCCCAAGAUCUUGGUUCAAUACACAUGAGUUUAAGUCCCAGCUCUGCAAUGUGCUGUCGGAGUGGAUGGCUGGUACAUUGCCUGUUCCAGGGAGCUACAGUAGCUGGGACUACUCCCUGCUGGAACCAGAGAGAUGUAGAAGGGAAGACUUGCUGUCAACAAAAGGAAAGCAGAGGAAAGAAUCCUCUGUCCCCUUUGCUUCGUCAAAGGCUUCUGGCAGUCCAGAAAAAACUCCUCAGCUACCCACUCAAUCAUAUAAGUCCCUGAAAUCCAUUCCUUUGGGCCAAACUGUCAACAAGUAUCAACCUGAUCAAACAUGUAUGGAUCUCAGCUCCAAGGAAGCCGAAUAUGCAUCUACAGUUACGUCCUUGAAAGGCAUCAAUCCUCAUACCAUGCCACAUGAUAUACAGCCUGAAGAGGAUGACCUGAAAAGUGCCCGGAAGCAUCCCCAACACACAUUUGAAACAAAGCAGUUUAAGAUCGCGCCUCUUCACAGAGAGUCACACCCAGCGUGUCAGGGUCCUGACUUCACUUGGCAUCUCUUUAACAUAAAUGGACACAGCCCACUAAUUCAACACUUUCUCCAGAGCUAUAAACUUGAACCACAGUCUGGACAAGACAUCUUUAUUCACAGGAGGGAGAUCUGCAAACCUAUACCUGAGUCCACUCCAACCUAUGCAGAUGUGAUCCAACAAGGUUUUAAUCAUAUCCGCCAGUUGGACAAAGCUUUCAAAACAGUGUACCAGAGACACCGCAGAGAAAUAAAGGAUUUUGACCAGCACCAGUUGAAAGAGAAGCAAGAAUUCCUCAGAAAAGAGAAGCAAUUGCUGUCAGAGAAAGGAGAGAUGAAGAAGCUGAAUCAAAUGCUGACCCCUCUUCAGUUCUGACAAGACUUCAAGUCUGUCACAGAAGUGUCUUUAUGCAGAAACAGCCAUAAAUCAAGCUGCACUCUGAGCAAACCAGAAUUCAAGAUUCCCCGACCAUAAAUUGGCAUAAAUGUCCAUUCAGACUUUCAUUUGCAUCUGAAGGGUGUAUUUUAGGCAGCCCACUCCAAAGCUUUCUUCAUCAAUUAGAACAGACAAACCUGAAAAAAUGGGAAGAACUGAGUUCAAAAGUCUGACUGAUUUCUAAUCUCUUUGAUCUGUAAAACUGGGCUGGAAAAAUAUCACAAGAUUUCAACAAUAGAAGUAAUAUGAGGAUUAAAAAAAGUCACUGGAA
This is a messenger RNA of Pelodiscus sinensis (Chinese soft-shelled turtle), 2301 nucleotides long. The record is from RefSeq and is a predicted model, not a curated record. NCBI's taxonomy places the organism in Eukaryota, Metazoa, Chordata, Testudines, Trionychidae.